This is a messenger RNA of Babesia ovata, 3351 nucleotides long. RefSeq names its product Extracellular matrix-binding ebh. The transcript has a single exon. Bases 1 to 3351 code for a protein of 1116 amino acids. Lineage: Eukaryota; Apicomplexa; Aconoidasida; Piroplasmida; Babesiidae. The record is from RefSeq and is a predicted model, not a curated record.
AUGAGCACGCUGGACAACGACGUCAUCAAGACGCUGACCAAUUUGAUAAGCAAGGGGAUGAGUGAAGAUGCGGAUUGGAAUGAUGAUAACAAUGCUAAGGGCUUGGAGAAUAUUGAAAAUGGCCUUCACGCUCAACAAAGUGAGUUGCACAAACAGCCCACUGAAAUAAAGCAAGGCGUCGACCAAAUCACCAGGGAGCUUGAAAAGCUGAGGAGUGAGUUGCAGGGUGAGGAGGACACUGAUCCAGUAAAAAGAGGCGUGAUAACGAAUUUGGAAUUCAUGAUAAAGGAGAUUGGGAAAGAUAAAAAUAAGGGACUUGAAGACGUGAAAAUAAAGAUUGAAGAGCUUAAUAACAAGACAGUCCCGAAGGUGAGUGAGUACGUCAAUAAGCUGUGCAACAAGAUCACCAAUCACGCCGGAAAUGCGGGAUGGCAUCUGAGCCAGCUGGAAGAAAGGCAUAUAGAUGAGAGGCUCAGCAAAAUCAAGGACGACAUUCACACCCUCCGCACCGAUGACCUCCAGGAGGCCAUAAUGAUGUGCGACAAGUUCCUCACCAACGCCGAUUACAUAGAGAGGAACACUGUGAGGGAGCUUGAGAAAUUCGUGGACUACGAGGUGGAAGAUGCAAUCGCGGAGCUCAGCAAGCAGGCGCGGCGGGACUACGUGGAGUCCGCGAAGGACGCGCUGCAGGCCUUCGCCGCCAGGGUGGCCGGGGAGCUGGAGACUCUGCCCAAGGAGAUCUAUCACGACCUGACGAUAGGCUACAAGGGCUUCAUGAGGCAGAUGGAGGGUGAGCGCAGCGAAAACAUUAAUAGGCUAAGGAACGUGCAGAGCAGAAUGCUCCGAGCAUUGUCCUCCGCGUUCCAGAAUUUCUUCGCGCCGCUCCACGAGUAUCUCCGCAGGGAGAUCCAAAGGGAAAAGAAGGAGCGCGACGACGAAAAGAAUCCCUCACUGCCGAAGUCGGAAGAGCCCUACGCCGCCGAGUGGGACGCCGUGCACAGCGAUGUCAACGCCCUGCUCAAUUACCUCUGCGUGACGCAGGGCUUCGACGACAGGCUGCGAGGCCUGCUCCACAACCUCACCGACGCGCUCACACAGCUGAGGCCGCAGGGCUUCCAGAAGCCCUCCACUCCCACGCUGGACUCCGUGAGCAGGGGACUCAGUGCCUUCGCCGGUGAGUUCGGCGGUGCGUACAUCUCCACUUACUCGGGCGCGGAGUGCCGGGAGGCGGACGCCGACAAGUACGCCAAGGUGUUGCUGAGCAUCAUCCCGAUGACGCACAAUGCGCUCCAGAAUUUGGCUGCCAAAUGCGGCACCAACUGGCGAGGCAAUAAGAUAUGCAAGAUCACCGGCGACGGCAGGGACAACGGCCUGGGCAACUACCUAACCAAAUGCGGCUACACAGUGUCACCCACCGACGGACUCCAGGUGGGGGAAUUGCAAAACCACGGCGACAUGAACGGUGAGCAAAUUCAUGCUUUGCUUAACUCCCCAGUUGAUGUCAGCGUCAAAAUGCUGAUCGACGGCAAGCCUGCGGAAAACGGAAUUAAUGUCGUUGACUUAAUUGGUCUUCUUCAUAACAUGCUUUGUCGCUACCUCCAGGUCUGCCACCUUAAAGUACACGAAUCGCCCAGGUACCCCUGCACGGUGAGGGACAUGUUGUCUUGGCUCUCAGGCCUGCAGUACACUCCGGUGGCGGACAAACUCCACAACCACUGCAGGGCGUUGCUCAACCGCAAGUGCGACGAUAACGAUGCCCCCAACAGGGACGACGCUGUCAUGGCACAGUGCAUAAAUGGCCUGCCGUUCACUAUCGCAGAAGCGUGUUCACACGCCAACUCGCUGCUUAUCACAAUACAGGGCCACGGACGCGGCUUCGACCUGGCCGCCUACCCCUACUCCGUCGACUUCGCCAACAACCGCGCUAAGCUGUACUACCCGGCUGACCCCGAAGAGCUGCUUGAUAUGCUGAGAGAGAUAGUAUGCCGCCUGUGCCGUGUGCUCUACUUCCUCUACGCCCAAUGCUGCCGUGCCACAUCCAAAACCAAGGGCUGGCGGGAGUGCCACUACGGUCGGCAGGUGCCGUCCUCCCACUGGCAAUGUAACACUCUCGACAAGCAGCCCGAUGACGCAACUCACAACUGCCCGCCCACCUCGCCGCUCCAGUCCUUCCUCACCGACAGCUGUCCCAACCUCCUGCCUCAUAAGCUCAGCGUUACUGACGGUGCCAUCGAAUGUGCCGACUGCCCUGCCAACCUACCAGGCCAACAGUGCCUCACCCCGCUCGGCUUCUGGGACCUUGGCCUCGCUGCCUCAGUAGAGCGCACCGGCAGGGAACUUGCGAAGUCUCUUGGUUACCUUUGCAGUGACGCCGACGCCUGCCUCUUCCAACUCUGCCGAACACUGCGCUUGCUGUGCCCCUCAGCACCGCAGUCACUCGGCGACGUGUUCGCGCUGUUCUUCCAAAUGCUCAGAGUGUGGGAUCACGAAUCGUCCCGGCGUGCGUACUCUCACCAUGAGAGUUACCUAACGCAUCUGAACGGUGAGGCCAUCGACAAGCUGUUCCCUCUGUGGACUCAGCUCCACGGCAGUUACCAGAAUGCCCAUCUCACCAACGCCCUCAAGGCACUCGCCGGGCACGACCAUGACAACUCAGGGCACAAUGCCCUCUCAAGUCUGUUCGCCGAGCCGCCUUGUCAAGCACCCAGUGGAUGCGCCCCCUUCCUCCAGCCGCUGGCGCUGCACUCCCACCACACCUUCCCGCAGAAGCACGCACAGCUGUUUGUCUCGUGGAUAGUGUGGCUGGCAUGGCAGCUGUGGGAGCUGCUGGAGUCCCUGCUGGACGCCUUGAACAACAUCGACUGCACGGCCCACGGCUGUUCCACGUGCCUCUGUCAGCCAGGCAACCACGGCGACAAGGACGCCUGUCACUGUGGAUCCCUCGUAGAAUGUGGCGGACCCCUGCCGACACUCUACCGCUACGGAUUCACAUACCGCAACGCCCACGUCCUGCUCGCCGGCAGCCAGAAGAUACGGUGCAGUGACCUCAACGACCAACUCACCAAGGCACUCCACUCCGACCACUUCACUCAACUGUUCCACCAGAUCGACCAACUCCUCUACACCAUCCGAAUGCCCUUCCUCUUCGCCAUCAUCGCGCUCUGGCUCACCGCCACGCUCUACAUCCUCCACUCACUCCUCUACCGCAUGGACAUUUUGUGCAUCCGCUCCCACCUCCUGACCACCAAGGCCUCCCACCUCAUCGACGUCAAGGCGCUGCUCGCCGGAAGCCGCAGGAUGCUCUCACUCUACCACGACGUCGACUACUUCGACGAUGACUUUCACUCAUGA